Molecule: messenger RNA, 1487 nt
Organism: Dentiscutata erythropus
Lineage: Eukaryota; Fungi; Glomeromycota; Glomeromycetes; Diversisporales; Gigasporaceae
Source: the annotation of a GenBank genome assembly
GUAAGUUUGAUGCUCAUCUAAUUUCUCAAGCUAUGGGUAUAUGUGUUGCCCAAAUCCCAAAUCAUUUGAGAUUUGGGACGCCAAAAUCCCAAAUUACUAAAGAUGCUCUAUAUAAAACAACGGGACAAGAGAUCGAGCUAUUUACUGAUGAUAACAUGUAUCUCUUCUGUGAAAAAGGGAUCCGAGGAGAAGAAGCAAAGAAAAAUCUCUUUACUUGGUUAUUAUAUGUUGAUGCAAAUGCACUAUAUACUGAGGCAAUGAUGCAAAGCAUGCCAACAGGAGGACAUAGAUGGAUAACACCUGAAAAAACUCCAGAUCUUUUUGAUAAAAUUACCAAGUGUGAAAUUCCUAAUGACGCACUUAAAGGCUAUAUUCUUGAAGUAGACCUUGACUAUCCAUAUAAAUUACAUAAAGCUCAUACUUCAUAUCCAUUAGCCCCUGAAAAUAUCGAGAUUUCUAAAGAGGAAAUGAGUAAGUAUGGACAAGAGAUUAUUAAUGAUUUAAAACAUUAUUCAAAAACUAAGAAACUCGUCUCUAAUCUCAAUGAUAAGAAGAAGUAUAUAGUUCAUUAUCGAGUGUUACAAUUUUAUAUAAAGCAGGGAAUGGUACUUAGGAAAAUCCAUCGUGGUAUAGAAUUUGAUCAAAACUUUGUUAGACCGGAAGGAGAAUCAAAAAAAUUUAAAAGGUUAGUAGCUGAUCCUAGUUACAAGUCUCAUAGAAUUUUAGCAGAGAAUUUGGUAGGUAUUUCUCGUCAUCAAACAAAGGCCAGACUUAGUAAACCUAUCUUUAUUGGGAUAACUGUUCUCGAUGAAAGCAAAAUCACAAUGUAUAAUUUCUAUUAUAAUGUUAUGAAAAAACGAUAUGGAGAUAAUGUAGAUGAUUAUAAACCAGAUUAUCUUGUAUAUCAAGCUCUCAGAAAAGAAAAAAUGGGGUUGAAUAAGAAAGUCCCUGGUAAGUACAAGGACGAAAGUAGUGGUACUGCUAUGUGGAAAUUUUGCGGACCAAGACCUAAGCUUUAUAGUUAUAUUCUUGCUGAUGGAAAAACAGAUCGAAGAGCUAAGGGAGUACAAAAGGUAGUAGUUAAAAAGAAUCUUACUCAUGAUAUGUAUGAAAAUUGUUUAAAAUCUCGAAAAGAAUGCAUGGUAACAAUGCAUAGAUUAGGAAGUAAAGACCAUAUUAUUAGACUUCUUCGUUCAUCUAAAAUUGGUAUAAUAUAUAUAUUACAAAAAAUGACAUCAACUAAAGUAGGCUCAAAGAGCCAUUACUCCGCAAUAAAAAAAUCCCGCUAUUUCAAAUUACAAGAACAACUUAAUAAACUUGAAAAUAAAUUUGAUAUACUGGAUGAUGAUUUACUUGAGUUUAAAUGGGAAAUAGAUGAUAUUAAAAAGACCUUAUCUUUGAUUAAAUCUAGCAAUACAAAGUUUUUUAAAAAUUCCGGAACUCUAUCUGAAUCAGACUUAUCAGAUAAUAGGGGAGCUAGUGUCUAA